Messenger RNA from Rhizophagus irregularis DAOM 181602=DAOM 197198, 461 nucleotides. The record is from RefSeq and is a predicted model, not a curated record. Lineage: Eukaryota; Fungi; Glomeromycota; Glomeromycetes; Glomerales; Glomeraceae.
AUGAUUGAUAAAGCGAUCAAACUCAAACGGAAAGUUGAUUUAUGUUCGGUUGAAAUUCUUGAUAAGUCAACUACCCAACAAGUUAAUAAUUAUGAUGAAAGUGAAGAUGUGUCAGAUACACUUCUCCAAAGGACCAUAAGUUCUACAAUACCAGAACAACAAUUUGACCUAGAGAAACUUCGUGAGGAGAUCUGCGAGGAGAUCCGUGAAGAGAUUCAUAAGAUUCGUUCUAAUUUAUACAAAAGAUAUAAAAAAGAAACUGGGCAUGAGCCAUCAGAAGCUGUGAUAAAUAUGUCAGCAAAACCUCAGAUCUCUGAUUUCAAGCCUAUCACUUUCGAAGCCAAAUCUGAUCCAGAAUUAAUUAUCAAAUCCGUGUUAGAGCAUUUUUCAUACUGAAAUAGUUUCAGAGGGAUUGACAAUUAUAAUUUUGCAUUUGCUCAGCCAUGGGACUCGCCAUGCCC